Messenger RNA from Prunus armeniaca (apricot), 234 nucleotides. The record is from the annotation of a GenBank genome assembly. NCBI's taxonomy places the organism in Eukaryota, Viridiplantae, Streptophyta, Magnoliopsida, Rosales, Rosaceae.
AUGGGAACCUCAACCUUUGGGGUGACAUUUGGUGUUGGAGUAGGAGUGCGUUUCUGCGCUUGGUUUUCUUGGCUUCCCGUUCAACAAUUUGGUGUUCAUGGGAAUUCAAGCAUCUCUCCAAGAUGGUGGAGUGGAUGGUGUCGUACGGUAACCUGUAGUUGCCUAAUAUUUGGCAACCUCAUCCCAGCUUGCCGAUUGGUAGCCUGGAUUGAUUUGGAGCUUCCUCUUUAUUAG